AUGAAGAAGAAGAAGUGUGAGGAUUAUGUGAAAGCCCUAGAAGCGGAGCGUAGCAAGAUUCAAGAUUGUGAAAGUGAGCUCUCUUUUUCUCUCGAACUCCUCACGCAGGCAAUUGAGGCAUGCAAGCUGCAGCAGCUGUCUGGGACGACAGCUGAGCACAAUUUAUUAAAACAGCUGGUGGACUGUAAUUGGGAGCAGAAGUGUCGGGAUGCGCCUGUUCUGGAGGAGUUCAUCGCUAUCAAGAGAGCUGUUUGUGGUUCGGAUUCGGAGGAUGAAGAACAUGAUGAUUCCAAGAAGCCAAGAAAUGAUGAUACAAAUAUCAGCCAGAAUAUUGGCAAGAAAGCAGACUGGCUUAGAUCUGUGCAGCUUUGGAAUCAAGGCCAACCCGAUCCACAGGGUUCGCCCAAAAGAGUUACAGUCUUGGAGGCGAAGAAGAUAAACGGCGGCAGUGGUGGUGCAUCCACCAGUUCCGCGGCGGAGAGCGGCAGCGCUGACAAGAAGGGAUCAGGAAAAGAGGGGCAGUUGCAUGCGAGAAAAGUCCGGCGGCGUUGGUCGCCGGAGAUGCACAACAAAUUCUUGCAAGCCAUUCAGCAACUAGGUGGCUCAGAAGCAGCUACGCCUACACAGAAUAGGAAAAUAAUGAAUGUCUAUGGACUCACCCACGAUGAGGUUAAAAGCCAUUUGCAGCAUUAUCGACUGCAAACAAGAAGAAGAAGACCGAACCCUUCCAUUCACUGCACUGCAAUGGCUACCGCCGCCGGCACCACCACCACCACAUCUGCUCAGGAAACCGCCGCCGCCACCACCACCACCACCACCUACACAUCUGCAGUUCCUUUAUCUAUCCCGGAGGCAUCGACUUCUUCGAAACAAGAAACCAAGUUGACUAAUUCUGGCGACAGAGGAAGCAGCGGCGCCGGCGAGCAUUCCUUCACACCAAUCCUGUAA
Andrographis paniculata is the source of this 948-nucleotide messenger RNA. Its product is annotated as transcription factor HHO3-like. Gene Ontology annotation, biological process: regulation of DNA-templated transcription. The record is from RefSeq and is a predicted model, not a curated record. Gene Ontology annotation, molecular function: DNA-binding transcription factor activity; DNA binding. Bases 1 to 948 code for a protein of 315 amino acids. The transcript is spliced from 5 exons. NCBI's taxonomy places the organism in Eukaryota, Viridiplantae, Streptophyta, Magnoliopsida, Lamiales, Acanthaceae.